Messenger RNA from Marmota flaviventris (yellow-bellied marmot), 2696 nucleotides. It is a transcript of the gene Noc3l, whose product is annotated as NOC3 like DNA replication regulator. Gene Ontology annotation, molecular function: chromatin binding. The record is from RefSeq and is a predicted model, not a curated record. NCBI's taxonomy places the organism in Eukaryota, Metazoa, Chordata, Mammalia, Rodentia, Sciuridae. Gene Ontology annotation, biological process: DNA replication initiation. Gene Ontology annotation, cellular component: nucleolus.
UUCAACUCCAGCACGUGUGUGAUUCCUCCGUGUUGCUGGAUUACCUUUAUCUCGGGUGAAUUUGUGGGGUCCGGACUCCUUUCAGGCCUAAGCAUGAAGGCGAGACGAAAUAAAAAACAGGUCCCAAGCUUUCGCAAGUUGCUAAAAACUAGUAAAGUCAAACUUGAAAACAAGUUAAAAAACAAGCAACAUAAGCAACAAAGCACUCUCAAGAAGUACAGGAAGGAACAGAGAAAAUUAAGGCAAGCUGUAAAAGAUGCUGUGUCUAAGAAACCCAUUCCACUGGAGGACCCAAAGAGAAGACGACCAGUUAAAAGGAUUGAGAAAGAAGAGGAGGAAGAAGAGGAAGCACUUCCUUUAGAUAUGUUGGAUGAAGAUGACUUACAGUUAAUGAAGGAUUUAGGACAAAGAGCAUCUUUUCUAACAAGAGAUCUUUCUUCUAGUGAACCAGUUCACGUCAAGAAACGAAAGCAUGAGCAUAUCAUAGACAAAUAUGAAAAAAUACCAAGAACUCUGCAAACUGCACCUGAGAAGGAACUGAUUCACUUGCUUCCUAUCAAAGAUAAAAGUGGCAUAAUCCCACAGACAAGGGAGAAACCAGAUACUGAUAGUAACAAAGAUGAAGAGGAUCAAGAAGAAGAGAUGGAACUUGAGGAAGAGAUCAUUGAAGAUCCUAUUCCAGAGAUGACCAGAGAAGAACAUUUGAUUGAGAGAAAGAAGAAACUACAGGAGAAGAAAUUACAUAUUGCAACUUUGGCGUCUGCCAUACUGUCAGAUCCAGAAAGCAAUAUUAAAAAACUGAAAGAAUUACGUUCCAUGCUCAUGGAACAGGAUCCUGAUGUGGCUGUUACUGUUCGGAAGCUGGUGGUAGUUUCUCUGAUGGAGCUAUUUAAGGACAUUACUCCUUCAUAUAAAAUUCGGCCCUUAACAGAAGCAGAAAAAUCUACCAAGAUCCGCAAAGAAACCCAAAAGUUACGAGAAUUUGAAGAGGGCCUGGUUAGCCAGUAUAAAUUUUAUUUGGAAAAUCUGGAGCAAAUGGUUAAAGAUUGGAAACAAAGGAAGCUAAAGAAAAGUAAUGUAGUUUCCUUAAAGGCAUAUAAAGGACUGGCUGAAGUGGCUGUGAAGAGCUUAUGUGAGCUGUUGGUGACACUACCUCAUUUUAAUUUUCACAAUAACAUCAUUGUAUUGAUUGUUCCUCUCAUGAAUGACACGUCAAAAUCAAUAUCUGAAAUGUGUUGUGAGGCAGUAAAGAAGCUCUUUAAACAAGAUAAAUUAGGCCAAGCUUCUCUUGGUGUAGUUAAAGUGAUUUCUGGUUUUGUGAAAGGCAGAAAUUAUGAAGUUAGGCCAGAGAUGUUAAAAACAUUUUUGUGCCUAAGAAUCAAGGAAGUAGAAGUAAAAAAAGAUACAGAAGACAUCAAUAAGCCCAAAAAGUUCAUGACUUUCAAGGAAAAGAGAAAAACCCUAUCAAGAAUGCAGAGAAAGUGGAAGAAAGCAGAAGAGAAACUAGAGCGAGAGCUUCGGGAAGCAGAAGCUUCUGAGAGUACGGAGAAAAAACUUAAGCUACACACGGAGACCCUGAAUAUGGUAUUUGUAACCUACUUCAGAAUAUUGAAGAAGGCCCAGAGAUCACCUCUUCUGCCAGCAGUCCUUGAAGGUCUUGCCAAGUUUGCUCACCUUAUAAAUGUGGAAUUUUUUGAUGAUUUAUUAGUGGUUCUUCACACUCUCAUUGAAUCUGGUGACCUAAGUUACCAAGAAAGUCUUCACUGUGUUCAGACUGCUUUUCAUAUUCUUUCUGGGCAAGGUGAUGUUCUAAAUAUUGAUCCAAUGAAAUUCUAUACACAUCUCUACAAAACGCUAUUCAAAUUACAUGCAGGUGCUACCAAUGAUAGUGUUGAGAUUGUACUCCAGUGCCUCGAUGUCAUGCUAACCAAGCGCAGAAAGCAAGUUUCUCAACAGCGAGCCCUUGCCUUCAUCAAGCGCCUUUGUACCCUUGCUCUUCAGGUUCUUCCGAAUUCAAGCAUUGGCAUUUUAGCAACUACCAGAAUAUUAAUGCAUACUUUCCCCAAAACAGAUCUAUUGCUUGACAAUGAAUCUCAGGGAAGUGGGGUUUUCCUCCCUGAGCUGGAUGAGCCCGAGUACUGUAAUGCUCAGAACACUGCACUGUGGGAAUUGCAUGCGCUGCGGAGACAUUACCAUCCCAUUGUGCAGAGAUUUGCAGCUCACCUAAUGGCUGGAGCACCUUCUGAAGGCUCUGAAGCAUUGAAACCAGAAUUGAGCCGAAGAUCUGCAGUUGAACUUUUUGAGACUUACAGCAUGGCAGCAAUGACUUUCAAUCCUCCUGUUGAAUCAUCAAACCCCAAAAAGAAGGAUAAAUUUUUACAAGGAGAUUCAUUUUUGAAUGAAGAUUUAAAUGAACUAGUUAAAAGACAUUGUAGUGAAGUUGCUAUAGAGUCACCUCUGGAUUUCACCAAAUAUUUGAAAACAUCACUACGGUAGCACAAAAAUGAAGAGUCAGUGGACUUCCUUGUAUAUUUGUAUGUGGUAAAAAUAAAUUGUUGACUUAGAAAUAUUUCUUCUUCUACAAGGAAAACUUCCCAAGAAUGAUUAGGAAGAGAAAUAAUUACUCUUUGCUUGAUAUAAAGCUAUGCCCCAAUUAAGAAAAUGUUAUUUCAUUAAAAAAGGAAAAUUGAAAACCU